UGAGAUGUAUUAGAAGCUCCAAAAUUGUAAUUUGCUGUUUAUUUUUACAUAUUUUGCACAAGAAAAAGAUAUCAGCUUGAUGCGUCCAUAACCUUAUCUUGGGAAAAGAACUUUCAUUUGAUACUUGUCUGCUUUGGACAUAAAUCUUGCAAAAAUAACUAUUAUACUUAACGAUGUCGAAAGAAUUGGAAGAAAAAGGAAAUGCAUGUGUGGUACAGAAUGGAUCAGUAUCGAAAAUACAGAUUACGGUCACUACUUUCUGCGAAGAUGAGAACGGAACGCUGGAUGAGAAAGCUGCGACCACAAGUUCAGCCAAAAUCGACGGCGAAGAUGAAAACUCUAACAUCUCGUCUUCCCCUCAAGCGCAAAUUGUUCGCAAUCUUCUAGUCUUGUCCUUUGGACAGUUCCUGCUGUUUAUGGCAUUUGACACGAUGUCCAAUCUGCAAAGUACCAUCAACGGCGACGCCGGUGUCGGAGUUGUGUCUUUAGCCGUUAUUUACGGAUUCUUGACAUUUUCGUCUCUGUUUCUGCCAACGCUGAUUAUCCGUAGUCUUGGAUGCAAGAAGACCUUGGUGUUCUCCGUCAUCAGCUUCUGUCCGUACAUCUUGGCCAAUUAUUACCCAGCAUGGUCAACGCUUAUUCCAACUGCUGUGGUGUGUGGGCUGGUUUCUGGACCACUGUGGUCCGCAAGAAGCACUUACCUAAACGAAAUCAGCCACCGCUAUGCGGAAAUGCGAGGGUCUUCUGCAGAGGUUAUGAAUGCUUGGUUUUUCAGUAUAGCUACCACUAUUCAACAGAACACAGAAAUUUGGGGAAAUCUGAUUUCGUACUUUGUCCUGAUGAAAGAGGAUGACCAUGAUUCGUACAUCUCCACCGCUGUUUUGGACCAUUGCGGUCCCGAUUUCUGUGAUGACACUGGAUUUAGUUCAAACCCCAACCUGUCACCCCCCGCGGACGAAAAGCGCUACAUUUUAGUGACCAUUUUUACCGCCCUGAGUCUCAUGGCGGCGUUCUUCAUGGUGUUUUUCUUGGACCCUUUAGAGUCUGAGGAGUCAAAAGAAGACGAAAGUCACCAUAAUUUCCGCCCGAUGGACAUUUUUGCAACAUUUAAGCAAAUGGUAAAAGUAGAUCAGUUGCUUUUAUUACCCUUGUCGUUUUAUACUGGUCUCGUGGAUGGAUUUUACAAUGGAGAUUACUCAAAAGCAUACGUGGCGUGCGCUUGGGGGGUACCACAUGUUGGAGUGGUGUCCAUUUGCUAUGGUGUGGUGACGGCCGUGGUGGACAGUGCCAGUGCUCCCACUGUGGCGGUGCUGGGCAGAGUUGGGGUCUUUCUUGUGGCAGCCCUGGCCCAUUUCUCGCUCUUCAUCUCACUAACUUUGUGGAAGCCUUCCCCGGAACACACCACCACCUUCUUUCUCGUGGCUGGAGUGCAUGGGAUUGGAAAUGGCAUAUGGAUGUCCCAAAUCGUAGCUUUCUAUGGAUACAUCUUCAAGAAGAACGAAGAGGCAGCAUUUUCCUGCUUUUAUUUCUGGAAUUCUCUCGGAUUUCUAGUCGCAUACAGUUACAGCAGUUACUUCUGCACUUACAUCAAACUAUUCAUCCCUGUCGUUAUGCUCGGUAUCGGUCUUCUGUGCUAUUUGGUGGUGGAAAUUAGGAUCGUGAAGAAAGCCUUGGCUGCCUACAACACCAAAAGAGUGCAGUAAUUGUACCACAAGAAUUGAGCGUGUCCAGUGUUGAUAUUUAUUUGAAUGUAUGCUGUAUGAAAUAUGGAUGUAUAGGCAAGGACGCCCCCCGAACGAAAAUUUUUAGGAGGACGGAAAGCCUCAAUUGCCGAAAGGAACUCCAAAUUUCGCCAAAUCAUGACAAUUUUGCCAAAUGGAACUCCAAACUUCGCAGAAUGAUGAUCCUUUUGAGGAAUGGAACCCAAAUUUCGCCUAAUAGUGAUAAUUUUGCCGAAUGGAACUCCAAAUUUCGCAAAAUGAUGAUAAAUUUGACGAAUAGAAUUCAAAUUUCGCCAAAUCAUGAUAAUUUUGCCAAAUAUAACUCCAAAUUUCGCCAAACGAUGUUAAUUUUGACGAAUGGAACCCAAAUUUCGCCAAAUAGUGAUAAUUUUGCCGAAUGGAACUCCAAAUUUCGCCGAAUGAAGAUAUUUUUGCUGAAUAGAACUCCAAAUUUUGCCGAAUCGUCGGACAAAAUUGCCGGAAAGGGAAAUUUUUGGAGGGUCACGGUGACUACCCAUGACCUCUAACUGGAGCGCCCCGUAUAACAAAAGGUUUCCUACUGAAUGGUAAAAGUGAACAGCAUAGUAUAAAUUUUGUUGUUGAUUUAUUUAGUCGCAAACCAGUGAAGAAGAAUUUCACGACAAGCUCACCUAAUCCAGGAUUACCUCACAAACUUUUAUUUGUCUCUUUGUUUCUUGAAU
Molecule: messenger RNA, 2422 nt
Organism: Uloborus diversus
Lineage: Eukaryota; Metazoa; Arthropoda; Arachnida; Araneae; Uloboridae
Product: protein unc-93 homolog A-like
Source: RefSeq, a predicted model, not a curated record